CCCCGGCGCCCCGGGAGCCCCGCGCAGGCGCAGGCCUCCAUCGGGCGGCACAUGCGCGCGCCGGGGCGGGGCGGGGCGGGCCGGGAUGGCCGCGCCCGCGCUCUCGACCCCGCGGUACGACCACAUGGGGCCGCACGGACCCUUCCGCGAUGUGUACAAGCCGGCCGAGGACACCUUCCUACUGCUGGACGCGCUGGAGCAGGACGCGGCCCGCCUGAGGCAGGCCCGAGUUGAGAUCUGCCUUGAAAUAGGAUCUGGAUCUGGUGUGGUUUCGACGUUUGUAGCUUCUUCUAUUAUUGGAUCCAGUGCAGUGUACAUAUGUACGGAUAUCAACCCAAUGGCAGCUUACUGUACACUGGAGACAGCUCUGCUUAACAACGUUCACCUUCAGCCAGUCAUUACUGACUUGGUCAAAGGACUGUCUCCAAGAUUAAAUGGGAAGGUUGAUCUACUGCUAUUUAAUCCACCGUAUGUGGUCACACCUUCUGAAGAGGUGAAAAGCCAUGGAAUAGAGGCAUCCUGGGCUGGUGGCAAGAAGGGCAGAGAAGUAAUGGACAGAGUUUUUCCAUUAGUACCAGAUCUACUUUCACCAGGAGGAUUAUUCUACUUGGUCACAAUUAAAGAAAAUAAUCCAGAUGAAAUCCUGGAAACAAUGAAGAAACAUGGCUUAGAAGGCACACAAGUACUUUCCAGACAAGCGGGACCAGAGAUGCUUACUAUCCUCAGAUUUAGGAAGUCUUGAUAACUGCUCUUAAUCUUCUAGACACUAGACGUGCAGAAAGCUGAACUCAAGAGAACUGAAGUUGCCCAAUCAAACUUUAAGCCAAGAUUUUCCAUCCUCUUAAAGAAUAUCUUCACUUCCUGAUUACUGCAGUGAAACUGAUCAAGACUCUGUAUUUAUUGUUAUUCUGGAUGUCAACCAGCUAUUGUUGGCUGUCAGAGGUGUAGUGGUCCUCUGGCCAUGCACAGGACAGUUGAGGGGCAACUGUGAAAUACCCUGCCUUGUUGCAUUUGCACUUAAAACACUGAAGCCUUUUUCCUUUAUAAACAAGUAUUUGUAUAUUUUGUCAUUGUGGCUUAUUAAAAUAAUUUACUUGAUAUAAGGAUAUAUUAAACCAGGAAGAAUUAUAAUAUCUUUAAUAUAUCCUUUUAAUAGCUUGCUAUCUCUACCUAUGCUGGAUUUGCAUGAAUACUUAGAAUCAGCGUUACUUACUUUGAUGUGGUAUCGGACACUUUUACAAGUCUAAGGCACAAUUACUGAGUUUCCUUCACUUAUAAGGAAAUGUUGUACUUCUGAACAGGAAGAUGCAGUAAGUGUAUCUCAAAAGCUAAGGCAAAAGCAAGCUAUUACUUUCCUGAAGUCUUACGGGCAACAGUGGGGUGACUGUGCUCCCUAUUAUGCCAUUUUACAAGGAGGGUACUGCUGUAGAUUAGAUGAAAAGUUCUCAUCCAUGAAAAGGUAUCAAGAGGAGGAAAAGGGAUGAGAUGCUAUUAAAAAGACUGGUUACUGGGUAGCUGAAAACAAGGACUUUAAGUAGAGAAGUGGAGUAAAAGUCCUCCCUCCAUCACUAUCCAAAAUGGGAAGCUAUUUCCUGACCACUGGAUCCAGAUGAAGAGCUUUCUGCAGCUUCUUCCUCCUCCUGCUGCCCAGAGAAGGUCCAUGUACAGAGUUGCCUCAGCAGUGUACAUGGGGCAGUGUACUGCUGUGCAGUGGGCACAGUCUGGCAAGAUGUUUUGCUCAUAUACAGCACAAUGGCAGACAGUCUCGUAUGCAGCACCACUCAUAAUACAUUGCAACACUGAACCAAUCCCCAGUAUCCCUUUCACCCCUCCAUAUCUUCUCAGAACUAUUCCCUAGUGCUGCCUGGGAGAAUGCUUUCAGAGACACUGACCUUUAAGAGUUUGUGUCACAUGAUGUUUGAUAAACCAUCAGCUAACUCUUCUACAGGGACCAGGGUCACAAGGGUUUUUCUGUACAAUGCUGAGGCACUGAAGAGACUGUUCCAUCUAAGACUUCAGAAGUGAACUUAUGACUCUUAUGCUUACCCAGCUUGCACAAACAUUAAAAGUUCUUCCAUGCUUUGAACACUUAACUAGGAGACUGAAAAAAGGAGGUUUCGAACAGGCAGAAUAACACAUGAGAAGUGUAGGUGCUGUUAGCAGAAACACGUGACUAUAAACCUAGCUACACCACUUGGGGUAUUUUCCUGCAAAGGAACAUGAGAAGCUACUAUCCACUCGGGACUUUUCUAAGGACUGUCGAAGUUGAGAAAUUGAGGAGAAACUUUGUGACCAUCUGAAGUAACGUUUCCACAGUUUUCCACUGAAAAAUUUAAGCGAAGUUUUGCUCUUGCAGCUUACCAAGUAGACAACUCUACAAAGUCGUAUUUCAGUCUGCUACCUACUUCUAGGACCUGACUUGAUGGCAGACCCUUUGCUAAGCAACACUUUUUUUUUUUUUUUGCUCAGUGUUCCCUGACAAAGCUGUAAGGAGGUUUUAUGCUUAGUGAUUUUAUGUAAAUUGUGUCUUCUAAAGUUACACUCCUAGCCACAGGGCUGUUUGAAUGAAUCAAAACGCUGUCGUCCUUACACCACUCUAGAAGUUUUAUGUUGUUAACCACUCUGGCUAGCAAAGUUAAGUUGCUGAGCAAAAGUCGUAACAUCAAAAAAAGAUUUUUAAGAUGUAGUCAACACAUUUAAUAGAAUCAAACUACAGGUUUAACAAAAGGAAGUUUUAAUUAAUGUCUAGCGUUUAGUUAUAACUGAAGAAUUAGUUUUAAAAGAGGUAAUCAAAGAUAAAAAAGGGCAAUUAUCUGGCACGUAUCGCAAUGCUCAACAGUGUGUGCAGUUUUAAAUUGUAAAGGACAGAAUAAUGAAGAUCAGAACAGAAAGUGUAAUAAAACGUAACGUCCUUUCCACAAAACGUGAUUGCACUGGACUAUCUAACAGAUUGAUAUUUGGACAAGGAAAUACAAGCGUCCACUUUAACAAACGACAAGUCAAUUUUCCUGGCCCCUCUGUACUGCUGUCUGCUGCAACUCUGGAUUUUUACUAUAAGUAAAAAUUAAAAACUA
Strigops habroptila (Kakapo) is the source of this 3074-nucleotide messenger RNA. RefSeq names its product N-6 adenine-specific DNA methyltransferase 1 (gene HEMK2). Gene Ontology annotation, cellular component: eRF1 methyltransferase complex. Lineage: Eukaryota; Metazoa; Chordata; Aves; Psittaciformes; Psittacidae. Gene Ontology annotation, molecular function: protein methyltransferase activity; S-adenosylmethionine-dependent methyltransferase activity; nucleic acid binding. The record is from RefSeq and is a predicted model, not a curated record. The coding region runs from base 86 to 742 and encodes 218 amino acids. Gene Ontology annotation, biological process: methylation. The transcript is spliced from 6 exons.